CGCGGCUUCCGUAACUUCAGUUUGAAUGUUCGACGCGGUUCAUCUGCAGACGUUUGUUGUCACCGAGGAAGGAGGAAAAAGCAGAAUGGCCUCCACUCUAUCAUGCACCGAUGAGGGCGCAUUCAAGACCCCCAAAAACGUUCGAGUGAAGAGUUUUGUGAGCAGCGGAGAAUCUCCCAUCACCAUACCUGCUUCACCCUUCAUGAAGAAGCUCGGCUGUGGGACUGGAGUCAAUGUUUACCUCAUGGACAGAGUGGGGAAGCUGAACGCGUCUCCCUGGGCUGUGAAGAAGAUCAACAGCAAAUGUGCAACCAAGCAGGCGGUGGUUUACCAGAAGCGUCUGAAUGAGGAGGCGAAGGUCCUGAAGGGAAUCAAUCAUCCCAACAUAGUUGGUUUCCGUGCGUUUACCACGGCCAGAGACGGCUCCAAGUGUCUGGCGAUGGAAUACGGUGGCGAGCAGUCGCUCAACGACCUCAUCGAAAAGAGGAGGGAGGACGGACUCAAAGCUUUUCCUGCGGCCAACAUAGAAAAGGUGGCGCUGCAUGUGGCUCGUGGCCUACAGUAUCUUCACAACGAGAAGAAGCUGCUGCACGGCGACAUGAAGUCCUGCAACGUGGUCAUUAAAGGUGACUUUGAGACGGUCAAGAUCUGUGAUGUGGGCGUUUCUCUGCAGCUGGAUGAGAACAUGAGAGUGUCCAACCCAAACAUGGAAUACAUCGGCACAGAGCCGUGGAAACCUAAAGAGGCUCUGGAGGAAGACGGCGAGAUCAGUGACAAGUCGGACGUCUUCGCUUACGGUCUGACUCUGUGGGAGAUGAUGACACUGGCGAUGCCUCAUCUGGACAUGCUGGAUGGUGAUGGUGAGACAUAAUUAUACAAACUUGGAAAGCAUUACUUGA
Solea senegalensis (Senegalese sole) is the source of this 899-nucleotide messenger RNA. RefSeq names its product PDZ binding kinase (gene pbk). The record is from RefSeq and is a predicted model, not a curated record. Gene Ontology annotation, molecular function: protein kinase activity; ATP binding. Lineage: Eukaryota; Metazoa; Chordata; Actinopteri; Pleuronectiformes; Soleidae. Bases 26 to 871 code for a protein of 281 amino acids. The transcript has 6 exons. Gene Ontology annotation, biological process: protein phosphorylation.